ACCAACUUCGUUACUCUAUCGAUAAGUCCUAAUUAGCUUGAGAGUACUUUUGUUAAUGUUGUAAUCAUUAGCUUAAUCUUUGACUUGUUCAAUAUCUUAAGUUAUUAGGGUUGGAGUUUUUAUUAGCAGACAUUCAGGAAUAGAAUGAUGGAUUGGGGUUGGCCAUUUGGGAUUGAAAACAAUGUGAUUGAAUGAAUUGCCUCGCUACAUGAAAAGAUUGAUGUCUUUACAUUUGGAUCCACUUCUCACUAUUUUAAAACCACCGUUAUAUUUAUUUCGAUCGAUGAGGAUUAUCAUCUUUAAUUUAGUGCAUGACUUACUCAAUUCAUAUAGUUUGUUGACAUUAUGCAAAUUUUGUUUCUGUACUUAUGGCAUUUGUCGUUUUUGCUUUGAAUUUUUACUCAAUGUGGAAAUUACAAUAUCAGUUGGUUGUUCCUCUUGGUUCCCCUUUUCAAAUGCAAACCCUCAGAUUGAUCGAGGGUUCAUAUAUGUCCAAGAAUCUCCAGUCUGAUUUGCUAACAGAUUUGGAAUAGAAACCUUUCGAUGAUCUUAAAUAUUAUACCUUCAACUCAAUUUAAUAUAAUGAGUCCUAUCGGGCGCAGUCCAUAUAAUAUGUGCAUGAUAACGCCGAAUAACUUCGACACAACCUUGAAGAAUUUAGUUUUAAACUUUCUGUGAGACAUCGUCAACCACCGGCAUUACACUUCUAACAAUGCCACAGGCGCAAAAUGCGUCUGGACCACUGCGUCUCUCGCUAUGCUGCUAAAUCUGCCACACAAGGAUGUUGUGGGCCCCACCAGGCUUGUCAGAGACAGUGGUUUAUGCGAUGGUUCAUUUGGUGUCUCAAAACUUGAACUUUCGUAAAUAAUUAGAGUUACUGCCUACAAGAAGUUGUGUAGAUUCAUGCUGAAAAUAUUUCCUUUUAAGGAUGAUUUUGUGCAUAUCCCAACUUGGCUGGCCAUUAAAAGUUCAAGUGGAUAUGCAUAAGAAGUAAUGAUGCCAAAUUAAAUGCAUUUACUUGUUAAGGUAAGCAGGAUAAAAAGGUAGAAACCUUUUGGGCUAUGUGCAUCCAUGCCAUCUGUAUCUUGCUGUCUCUGUAUAUGAAUAUUUGUUUGCAUCCUUCUGUUUGAGGGAUUAGGAAGAAAUUUUAAUGGGAUACCAUAAACAGUCCAUCUAACUUAGGAACCUGAAGCAUUGUGAAUUGGCUAGGAUAUCGUUCACUAAUUUUUGUGGUAUUACUCGCUGCCUUCUGCCGAAUAAUCGCCUACGUGACCAAUUGAAUUUGGUUUGACAUCAUAAUGAAAGAAAAAUAAAAACAAUUAAAGAAACAGUAGGUACAUAUUUUAUCUUAAUUCUUGCUAUCAUGACAUACUUGUUGACCGUUUAAGAUCAUGCACAUUGGGCUUUUUGUGAAUGUCCAUUCUUAUCAUGUUGGCCUUGUUUGUAGUAAUAGAACGACAAAGGGGUGUCCACUUUGUUAUCCAAGCGUUACUACUAGUUUGGAAACUGAAGGCUGCCUAUCUGUCGGGCAGAUGAUCGAUCACGUUUAACCGUUUAGUGUAUUUGGUCUCUUUAUAUGCUGCAAAUCCAAAUGAAUUUCCCUCAGCUUUGAGAUUUCGGGAUUGAAUCUUGUGACAUAUUUGGUUGCUUUAUACGAUGCAAAUCCAACAGGAUUGCGUUCACAUUCUAGAAUAUUUUGGAAGUUACUUUAGGUUCUUACUUCUGAUAGUGUGAAAUGUGAACCAAAUGCAACAAAAAUAAAACAAAAUAUGAGAAAGAAGUAGGGGAAUCAAAUCCUAAUCCAGCUUAUAUUGAGAAACGGGGAAGGAAAAUAAUCUCCUGAUAUGGUUAGUUGUUUCCUGGAUGUAAAUGUGCUUUGUCCUUUUAUGGACACGGUGGACAUAUCUGUCAAUUGCUCUAAAUAGAGAUGAUAAACCAGGUUAAAUACAUUUUUGUUUCAUGUGUUGUGUGAUACUUGAGCGUCUGUAGAAGGGAGAAACAACCUUUCUUCUCCAGGUGAAUAAAAGUAAUGGACUUUAGUUAUGGAGGUACCAGUAGUGGCUCAGGUGAUGAACAAAAGGCCUCGAAUAGUCGGAAAGGGAAGCACUAUCACCGCCACACUACCUAUCAGAUACAACAGCUUGAGGGGUUCUUCAAGGAAUGCCCACAUCCAGAUGAUAACCAGCGGCGUCAACUGAGUAGGGAUCUGGGGCUUGAGCCUAAGCAGAUCAAGUUUUGGUUUCAAAACAAGAGGACUCAGACAAAGGCUCAGAGUGAGAGAGCUGAUAAUAGUACUCUCAGGUUAGAGAAUGAAAAAAUCCAAUGCGAGAACCUUGCAAUCAGAGAGGCUAUUAAAAAUGUUAUAUGCCCAGCUUGCGGGGGCCCACCAUUCGGCGAGGAAGAACGAAAACUUAAUCUUCAGAAGCUAAAGAUGGAAAAUUCCCAGUUAAAACAGGAGUAUGAAAGGUUAUCCCACAUUAUUUCCAACUACCUAGGAAAACCAGUUGGACAUAUUCAAUCGUUGUCACGCUCAACGGACUUGCAAAGUGAAGGUUUCACAGGUCAAGGGAUGCUGGGAGGCCCGUCUGUUGACCUUGAUUUUGGAAAUUCUAGCAAUUCCUUCAUGCAAUACUCACUAAAUGGAAUUGAAGAGAUGGAAAAAUCGGUCAUGAUUGAGACAGCUGUUGGUGCCAUGGGUGAACUGCUGAGGCUUUUGCGAGUGAACGAACCUGUGUGGGUAAAGUCUUCAGCCGAUGGGAGAUAUAUUCUUCAUCGCGACAGCUAUAACAAGCUUUUCCCAAAGCUUAAUCACUUCACAAAUUCCACUGCAAGGAUAGAGUCGUCAAAAGAUUCAGGCGUGGUGGCGAUGAGCGCAAUACACUUGGUCGACAUGUUUCUGGAUUCGAAUAAAUGGGGAGAUCUUUUUCCUACAACAGUUACAAAAGCAAGGACAAUUGAAGUAAUUGAUACCAGGAUGUUGGGAGAGCAAGCUGGUGCCUUGCAGCUGAUGUACGAACAAAUGCAUAUUUUGUCCCCUCUUGUGUCACCUCGAGAAUUCUACUUCCUUCGAUAUUGCAGAGAAGUUGAGCCAGGCAUGUGGGUGAUGGUUGAUGUGUCGUAUGAUUGGUCAAGAGACGACUGUCAUGACUCUUCACUCCGAUCGUGGCGGCUUCCUUCUGGGUGCAUUAUUCAAGAUAAGUCCAAUGGAUGCUCUGAGGUUACAUGGGUGGAACAUGUGGAAGUGGACGAUAAGUCAAAAACUCAUCGUCUCUAUAGAGAUCUAGUAUUUGGUAGUUUGGCUUAUGGAGCCAAACGAUGGAUUAUUACUCUCCAGAGGAUGACCGAGAGAUUGGCGUACUCAUCGGCAGAGACAAGUCCACCUAGUCAUGAAUUUGCAGGGGUAAUUGACAUGCCUGAAGGAAGGAGAAGUGUAAUGGAUUUAUCACACAGAAUGGUGAAGAAUUUUUGGGCGAUGUUGAACAUGUCAAGUAAACUAGACUUUCCUCAUUGGUCUGAAAUGAACAACAGUGGAGUUAGUGUCUCUGUUCGCCAGAGCAAUGGACCAGGCCAACCCAGUGGCAUGAUUGUCAGUGCUGCGUCCUCUCUAUGGCUCCCUCUUUCAUGCGAGACUCUCUUUAAUUUCUUCCAAGAUGAAAAAACAAGAUCCCAGUGGGAUGUGCUCUCUGAUGGAAACCCAGUGCAUGAGAUUGCACAUAUUGCUUGUGGAACUCAUCCAGGAAACUGUAUAUCCAUUAUCCAGCCAUUCGCCCCCAACGACAGCAACAUGCUGGUGCUUCAGGAGAGCUGCAUAGAUCCUCUAGGAUCACUUAUAGUCUAUGCCCCCAUAGACUUCCCAGCCAUCAAGUCAGCCAUAAACGGCGAGGACUCCACCAACAUUCCCAUUCUUCCGUCGGGUUUCAUAAUAUCAAGUGAUGGUUGUUGUCCUGACAAAAGAACCGGCGGAGCUUCAACGAGCAGCACCAGAAACACGAGGUCUGGCGGUUCGCUUCUUACGGUGGCUUUCCAGAUACUGGUGUGCACCCUCUCACAUUCAAAGCAGAUGGACAUGGAUUCCGUGACUACUGUCAAUACCCUUGUUAGCUCUACUGUCCAGAAAAUAAAGGCUGCCUUGGAUUGCUCUGGUGUGGAUCCAUGAUCUGGUGGGUUCGGCUGUUUUUGGUGGAUUUUUUCCAGUUUAUUUCUGUUGCUUUUGGUUCAAAAUAAAACUACAGGGAACAACAUUAUGUGUUUUUGAAAUUUUAUGUGUGUUUAAACUGAUUUUGUUGAACUUAUUUGUUGCCUGAAUAAGCUUUAUGUACUAUCAUUUGAUUUAAGAACCAAACUUCUUGAAAGUUCUUUUCAACUUUAGUUCAAGGCUUG
This is a messenger RNA of Rhododendron vialii, 4380 nucleotides long. Its product is annotated as homeobox-leucine zipper protein ROC8-like. The record is from RefSeq and is a predicted model, not a curated record. The transcript is spliced from 10 exons. Gene Ontology annotation, molecular function: lipid binding; DNA-binding transcription factor activity, RNA polymerase II-specific; DNA binding. Gene Ontology annotation, biological process: regulation of DNA-templated transcription. NCBI's taxonomy places the organism in Eukaryota, Viridiplantae, Streptophyta, Magnoliopsida, Ericales, Ericaceae. The coding region runs from base 2030 to 4156 and encodes 708 amino acids.